AUGACCCCGCUCUCCCCUAGUAUCACGGACAACUUCUACAAGCUACUGAACAGUAUCUGUGAUGUCGAUACGGCCCUGACCUUCUACCAUAUCGCGGGAGCGUCCAUAGACCCAGCGACGCUGAAGCACGUGGCGCGCACGGUGGCACGUGUUGAGCUCUCCGACCAUGUGGUGGACAUCGUCUUCACUCUGUUCGACGACAACAAUGACGGGCAGCUUAGUAACCGGGAGUUCGUAGCCGUCAUGAAGGCACGAGCUAACCGAGGCCUAGAGAAACCAAAGGACACCAACUUUGUCCGGCUUCUACGCAGCAUCACAAAGUGCAUUGGUGAGACGAAGCCGCAGGUGCUGAGCUUCUGAAGGUCUCCGCUGAGCGGCGCCACCAGCGCGGGCGAGUCCAUUCUGCGCAGUGAAAGGGGAGGUAUGUUCUGUUGAGUGAGGUGGUUAGAGACGAUGGGUUGUGCGAAAGACGUGGAUCGAUAUGAAGUUGGAGGAUGUGUCUUUAGUCAGGAUGGAUUUGUUCAGGUUGUCAUGGUGGUAUGACGAUAAAGCUGGCUGUUGGACUUAUCCCGAUUCCAACAAGCAUUAUAUUAGUGCCAAUACGACCAUAACCCAGUCAGUCAAUGUUUAGUGGCACUAAUUAUGACAGCCGUUUCCUCGAAGGCUGGCCAUGGUUAGGCAUCGACUGGUUGGCUGAUAACUGCAUGCUUGAUGGCUGGAUGUUGGGUGCUGGGAUUGAUUGGGGUUCAGUUUUGAGUCAAUGGAGUCAGGUUAUUAGAGUACAGUACAGUCACCCGAGUAACCGAGUAAUCAAACUCAGUCAGCCAGUUAGCUACCAGUCAGGAUAAGACCUCAGCUACGAUCACACCCGGCUCUCUGCAGAGCCAUGUUUGCCUCCAAUCGGUAGUAGCACACGUACCACUGUCGAGGAACCCUUCAACGGCCUAUCUUCUCAGCCCUUUCUGCUAGGAACUGACGGGCAUGGAACCUGUCGAGGCGUGGUAUAAGUGUAUCACCAUGUCAGCGUGAUUGUAUGAGUGAUUACUCUGUGUUGUUCGUGACUCGUGAGAGCACAUUCAGCACUGUUUUCAAUGGUGCUUGUUGGUAGGUACGACUGUGUGGUGUGUGAGAGAUGACAUUACCUCUGUUGUUAGUGACCAAAUCAGAGUUUCUGGUAAACUUUGUAAGUAAUAUGUCCGCUCUAGGUCAGUCAGUAGUCACAGUUAUUACUAGGAUAGGUCAGUGUGUUGUAUCGUUGUUCGUGGAAAACUAUUGAGUCAAUGCUACGGUUGUCAUCGGUGCCUCAGAUGAGGCUACAGCCUACACUUCGCACUUUACAUUAAUCGGCCGUAACAGAUACCGAUGUCUUGGGGGCGGGUAAUCAAACACUGUACCCAAGGUAUUGGCUGAAAAGAAAACAUUUUUGCGAUGUUAGGUGAUACUAUAACUAUUCCCAAUUGAUUAUCACUUAUUUUUGUGGGUUUUCAGAGCCAGUGUUGGUGCUAUUUUCAUGGCAAUUUUGCUAUUAUUUCGAUACGCUUUCAGUGGCCUCUCGUAACUCUUCAAUUGCAAUGUGUAAUUAUUAAACUGGUUGCUGCUGCUGCUGAUGAUGGUGAGUUAUGCAACAUCUCACCGCAUUGUUGUCUAUAAAGUUGAAAAUAUGCGGCUCAUUGAUAAGAUUUAACAUCAAAGUAUAAUUCUUGUCUGUAUAUUUCUACUGAUUAUCUGAAAUAGGAGUCUCCAGCCCAAGGUCCUAUAUAUAUGUCUCUGUAGUAUCACUCUACCGUUCGAAGCGCCAUCCCGUUCGGUUUGCAGAUGUCGCCACCGCUGAUGCUAUUUGCUGUGAGUUCCGCCGUAACUGCUGUGCGUUUGGCUUAUUUACCAAAUGGCACGUGCCACCAGCUUGGUUGUGAGGUUUUUCGACUAGCCUAUGUGUGAAUAUUUUUACUACGUUUGCGACAGCAAUGCGACAGUGCAAUUUGGCUUUAUAGAACCCGCGUGUGUUGGUUUUGCUUCAAUAGUUUUCGCGACUUUGAGUUACAAUUGACGAUUGUAUGUUACACCAAAUGGUCAGUUGACGAUCAAAAUUAUACAUGAAAUUAGCUUGCUGGUUGACGUCCAUGUGUUGUUGCGUUUGUUAAUUAUGCCCUUAGAGAGAUCUGGGCAAAAGUCAGACGAUGUCAGAUGCUACCUUGGCUUUUCCGAAGGGCGCUGUCGCCCAACCUUGGCUAAUCGGGCACAAGUUGAUGCCAGAUGAGUUACCAGUGUGUAUUGAAGAUAAUACAAUUUUUGGAAAUGU
Amphibalanus amphitrite is the source of this 2299-nucleotide messenger RNA. Its product is annotated as calcium uptake protein 1 homolog, mitochondrial-like. The coding region runs from base 1 to 360 and encodes 119 amino acids. Gene Ontology annotation, molecular function: calcium ion binding. The record is from RefSeq and is a predicted model, not a curated record. Gene Ontology annotation, cellular component: uniplex complex. The transcript is spliced from 3 exons. NCBI's taxonomy places the organism in Eukaryota, Metazoa, Arthropoda, Thecostraca, Balanomorpha, Balanidae. Gene Ontology annotation, biological process: calcium import into the mitochondrion; mitochondrial calcium ion homeostasis.